UUACUUCCGUGUUACAGGCUAGCUCAUACGCUGCUGGCUUCUUUUUUGUUCACGUCGCUAUCCAGGCUUAAAUACAAACAGUUUCGUCUGAAAAUUGUAAACCAGAUGCUCAGGUUGGUGAAAGUCUCUGUGGUCGCCAUCAAUCAGCGGUAAUGAUGACGACUGAGUCCGGGGUCGUGUAUGGGUGUCGUCAGCCUGUUGACAGCUGACUAUCUUCUGUGACAAAUCGUCCGUUGGCAGUUCCCUCAAGUGGUGCAGUUUCACCUCGUAAUCCGCCAUGUCAUUACCAAAUGAGUCGGGGAACCGCGGGAAAGAUCGUGAAAGGGGAGCCCGCCCCAAGGUGAGACAGAGCCGGUCGGAGGAGAGGCAAGAUGCAGGUGGUGGGUGGAAAAAUGGGAAGGGUAACAAAAAAGGCUUUGCCUCCCACGAACCAGUAGCUGAGCGUCCCGUCAGCGAUGGCUUUGAGUAUGGGGAGCUGUUGAAUGACUUGGAAGACAGGGAUCAGGGUGGAUCCUCCCCUCAGAACGAGAGCUGGAGAUGGCAGGGUUCAGACGUGGCGGCAUCAUUACUCGGACUGGGCCGAGGAACAGCCAGACCAGUACUGGGAAUAGUCGCCUCCCCCGCCGAGGUACCAGCAUCCAGUGAAGCUGAGGCCAGAGGCUCAAGCAGCACUCGCACACUCCGACAAAAAAUACAAGAUGCAGUGGGGCAGUGUUUCCCGAUCAAAACGCAUACAAUGGCAACGCCACCAUCUCCACAGUGUCUUUCAUCAGCUGCCGGUGCCUCUUCGAGACGCAAGAUCCAUCUCAGUGAGUUGAUGUUGGACGACUGCCCUUUCCCUGUUGGGUCUGAGCUGGCUCAGAAGUGGUACCUCAUCAAGCAGCACACGGCGCCCAUCACCCAGCCACCUGUGCUUGAUUCUGUGGUGGUGUGCAGUGCCCCAUCUUCAGCUGUUUCUACUGUGGUGGAGGAUGUAGAUGACCGGUUGCGAGAGCGCAGGCGCAUAAGCAUCGAGCAAGGCGUUGAGCCACCACCCAAUGCUGAAAUCCACACAUUUGAGGUGACGGCCCAGAUUAAUCCUUUGUACAAGCACGGCCCUAAAGUGGCUCAUGGAAUGAACGAGUUAGCGGCGGCGGAUCGAGUCACCAUCCAACAGCAGCAGCAGCAGCUUCUUCUGCAGAGGCAGCAGCAGCACCAGCUACUGCUGCAGACCUGCUUGGACACUUUGGAUGAAGUGGUGGCCUCAGCGUCAGCCUCCGUCCAGGUCGGUGAUGCUCUCUCCGAUCCUGUGGUGGACUCAGAGGUUCUAGCAGCCGGCGUACCUUCCACAGCCACACUCCCUCAGACUGAGCACCACAAAUCUCAUGAAGGCUAUCGCAUUCACACUCAGAUCGAUUACAUUCACUGUCUAGUUCCAGACCUGCUGCCGAUCACCAACCUCCCGUGCUACUGGGGAGUUAUGGACCGCUAUGAAGCAGAGACCCUGUUGGAGGGAAAGCCAGAAGGAACCUUUCUCCUCCGUGACUCUGCCCAAGAAGACUACCUCUUCUCUGUUAGCUUCCGUCGCUAUGGUCGUUCACUGCACGCACGCAUUGAGCAGUGGAACCACAACUUCAGCUUUGAUGUGCACGACCCCAGCGUGUUCCAUGCUCCCACAGUUACCGGCUUGCUGGAACACUACAAGGACCCGAACUCCUGCAUGUUCUUCGAACCGCUGCUGUCCAACCCCAUCCACCGCACGCAUCCCUUCAGCCUGCAGCACAUCUGCCGAGCGGUCAUCAGCAGCUGCACCAAGUACGAUGGCAUAAACUUGCUUCCCAUUCCAACUGCCCUGAAAAAGCACCUGAAGGAAUACCACUAUAAGCAGAGAGUACGUGUACGCCGAAUGGAUACCUGGUGGGAAUGAAAAACUAGAAACGACUGAUCAUUUUCCAUGACUCCAUAAACCAGGGGUCUCAGACUCAAAGUUCCUGGGGGCCACUGUCAAGCUGGUUGUCUUUUCUGGUGCCACUUGAAGAGUCCAGCAUCUUUUUUUUUUUUUUUUUUUUUUUUUUAAAUCUCUUUUUAUUGCUUGAAGAAAAAAAAAAAAUAAUUUUCAUGAAACAUUCAUUUUUCUCUAAAGCAGCAGGUGGCAGUCAUGAGGGAAUGUGGGAGGCAGGAUGGCUGUUCUAAUAGAAGAGUUUAAGAUGCACAAAACAUUUGAGUAAUCCUUUUAAUUUGCACUAAAAUGCUCUACCCUGUGUACUCUUGUGUAUGUAGGCUAGUAGUUACAGUAGCUGCUGGCGCCAUUCUAGUACGAUCGCCCACAAUCCCCCCCCCCCCCCCCCCCAAAAAAAGUGCAAAAACAUGAAAUGGCUUCAUCUAUCUUGACUCCUAACAGGGUGGCUUGUAAAGUUCAGACAUGGCAACUGGCUGGCUUAUAAAGACCUGGCAGCCUGUCCAAAUGAGAUUCCUCUGUAGGGGAUCUGGGCUGACGCCCGGGGACCAGGUGAGAAGAUAAAAUAUGUAGGAGGGACUUGCGUCAAAAGGAGCCAGCUCAGGUGGUUCAGGCCCCCUGGUUGUCUCCAAGAAAUAGUUUUUGGCUGCAUUAUUAAUGUUAAAAUGCCAUUAUGUACAUUAAUUUACACAGUUAUCACCAGGGGGCACUCUUGUCAUGCAUAAGUACAAAGAAUCAUUUCACAAAUACAGUACUGUGCAAAAGUUUUAGGCAUUCCAGAGUUAUAAUAAAAGUUGCAUUUGAUUACCCCCCCCCCCCCCACACACACACACACCCCUUUUUAAAUUGGCAUGUCGGCACAAAAUCAGUUACAGCAAAAGUGACUGUGUGAGCUAUACAGAUUUUUUUUUUUUAUUCCAUAAUAAUUUCUUUGUAAGUGUAUUGGAAUAAAACACACAGCUGCAAAUGAUCAUGCAAUAUUAAAAUGAAUGUAAAACAUAAUUACUCAUACUUUAAGAGUCAAUUUUUUUGAAGGAUCAGGCGGGCUGUGAUCCAAGCCGACUCGUAUUUCAACGAAACAUGGCUCAGAGAUGGAAACCUACCAAGAAAUGAGCUUUCCUAAAAAAUUUUUGACCGAAAACUAAACGGUGACCUUGCCAGGGGUCAUCAAAGUUCAAGGCAAAAAUCUGCAAAAACUGAUAUUUCAUUAAAUUCCCAUCUUUCAAAUGGUGUGAAAUUCAGCGCCACCAAGUCCCCAAGCCAGUUUAACUAUCACAUGACUUACUGAGGCAAACUCUUCAUCUUACAUACAUAUUAGGUUGGGGGACCGAUGGUGCUGAAUAUAGGGGGCGCUCAAAGUUUGGUCAUUUUGUGAAAUUGGCUGUAUUUAAAGGCCCAUAACCCUCUGCGCCAUCAACACCCCAAACAGCUUUCAAUGUUAUCAACAAAUAUUGGCACUACUCUAUCAAAUGCAGCUGAAAAAACAUUGGGGUCUUGAUUGUGCUGGCCACCAGGGGGUGCCAAAGUAUUGGACUUGCCCAAUUUUGAGGAAGUUUAGCCCCACCUGGUGGCCUGCGCUAUCAGCCUUUUUUAACGAAAUUUGCAGGAGUGGAUAAACUAACAUCUCUACUUUAUAUAACAGUUUGCAGAAUUUUGGGGACUCCUCUUAUACUGGUUUGAUACCCCUUUUUAAUCAGGUCAUUGAACACAUGCUCACUAACCCAACUGCAUGAAUUACCACAUGAAUGCAUGUAUAAUCUGAUAUUUUUUUUUAUUCUCCGUCCCAUAUGUACAGUCAAUCCAAUACAUGUGUAUUGGUAUCAUUUGCAAUGGCAACAAGUUUGUGAACAUGUCCUGUUCAAUAGAACAUAAGAAUUUUCCUGAGUCCUCAAGUCUGCCAAGGGAAAAGGCAAUUUGAGGCAUAUCCAAGUAAGUCAUGCAUAAACCCGUGUACUGCAGAUGACGCAGAUUGAGAGACAAAUGUCUGACCAGUGACAUGAUUUUAAAGGGGUAUCAAAUCAAUAUAAGAAGAGUCUCCAACAUUCUGCCAACUGUUACGUAGAGAUGUUGGUUUAUCCACUCCUGCAAAUACUCCUGAGCCAAGCUUUGUAGAAAUCUGAGUCAGCUUGAAUCGCACCCUAAUGUAAACCUGCCUGAACUUAAAAAUAUUGCUUCUUAAGUGGCAUUUUUCUAAAACAAUUCUUUUGACGUUGUGCGACUCCGGUGUGACCUAUAUGCUAAAAAAAUCACACGGAAAUAGAACCCAAUUUUCAUAUCUAUUAUCCUUAAAAUUGAAAUUCAUCACACAUUUAUGUAUGAAUAUUUAUUAGGUUUUCAUAAUUUUUUAAUGCUUUUAUGAAUCAUUAAAUGUGCCUAAAACAUUUGCACAGUACUGUAUAUCACUUCAUAGUUUUUAUUAAAAUGAUUCUCAAGUAGUUACACUGUCAGAUCCUGGGACCCAUCAUGUACAAACCUGGACUGUCACAAGUGUGUGUGAUGUCACCCCCCGGGUACAGCGCUAAUGUAAAAUUAACAUCUACGUUGUGAUUUUGAAGCCUUGCUUCAGCGGCACAGUGACGUUUGCUCAGGAAGCGGCCUGGCUCCCUUUGACCCGAACACGAGGGGGGUUGAUCUGUGUUUACUCCAGUUUGUGUGUCGACACUGGACCCUCCAAAUUGCUUGUGAAAAGAGGCCUUCAGGCUCUUUGGAAUAAAAGCGUCUGUGCAGAUCUACAAAGAAAAGGAUGACUCAAAAAUAAAAGAAUUGAAAGUAGGUAGAAGCUGCUGAAUUAUGAAUGCAUGUUGCAGACCAUGUGUGGCCCCCAACUGGUGCUUUGAGGCCCCUGUUUGUCAACUUCACUCUUUGGUUUUACUAAUCAACACUGCGCUGUACGUAUUUAAUGCCUGCUGUACAUGUUACUGACACACAGAUAAUAUGACAUGUAAUCACACUGAUGUUCCACUCCGUUAAAAAAAAGAAAUUAUUUGAGAUGAGCGGUGAUGACAAUUACCAUCAAAGCUGGUGUAUUUGGAAGUGUGGCUCAUUCAUCCCAAUUAUCUGCUACGGGGCAAAGCUUCCUGGUGUGAAUGGAGAUGAGUGUAAUAGUUUUCAUCAGUCACCGUGCUGGGACGCGGCGCGCUCACCCUGACUGAGGCGUGGAAGUGCAGACAGCCACGGCCUGUGGAUUAAUCAUGUUUCCCCACACUGAGCCCGCGGCUCAUUAUAGUGGCUGACAGGUAGGAGCUCUCUGUUCCUUCUGAAAAGCUGCACAAUAGAUGUUUUUUCUCCUGGAGCUUGAUUA
Messenger RNA from Thalassophryne amazonica, 5237 nucleotides. RefSeq names its product suppressor of cytokine signaling 9 (gene socs9). The record is from RefSeq and is a predicted model, not a curated record. The transcript has 2 exons. Gene Ontology annotation, cellular component: phosphatidylinositol 3-kinase complex. Bases 278 to 1906 code for a protein of 542 amino acids. Gene Ontology annotation, molecular function: 1-phosphatidylinositol-3-kinase regulator activity. Gene Ontology annotation, biological process: phosphatidylinositol phosphate biosynthetic process; intracellular signal transduction. NCBI's taxonomy places the organism in Eukaryota, Metazoa, Chordata, Actinopteri, Batrachoidiformes, Batrachoididae.